This is a messenger RNA of Schizosaccharomyces cryophilus OY26, 1238 nucleotides long. RefSeq names its product RNase P and RNase MRP subunit. Gene Ontology annotation, cellular component: ribonuclease P complex. The transcript has a single exon. NCBI's taxonomy places the organism in Eukaryota, Fungi, Ascomycota, Schizosaccharomycetes, Schizosaccharomycetales, Schizosaccharomycetaceae. The record is from RefSeq and is a predicted model, not a curated record. Gene Ontology annotation, biological process: tRNA 5'-leader removal. Bases 164 to 586 code for a protein of 140 amino acids. Gene Ontology annotation, molecular function: ribonuclease P RNA binding.
CAAAUAUCCAAACAACAUCAGUUGUGGAUUUUUCAAACGAUAUCAUUCCCUCUUUGCAAGAACCAUGCUCCUUGAGUAGAGCACUUGACUCCAAAAUUUGUUUACAGCCCUUAUUGUUUUUUUGUAACGUCUUUCAUAUACAUAAAAGAAAAGAAACAAAUCAAUGGUACGCUUUAAAUCUCGAUAUUUGUUGUUUGAGGUGCUGUAUCCACAAGACAAACAAUUUCAUGAACAUUCGACAAUUCCUUCAGACGAAAGUAUCACUUCCUCUAGUUUAUCCAAACUGUUAAGAAAUACAAUAGCAGAAAACUUUGGAGACGUUGGAAUAGGCAAGGUAGCAUCGAGUUUGUCAGUGAAAUAUUUUUCACCUUCGACAUCUACAGGAAUUCUGCGGGUUUCAAGGCAACAUAUUCGACUAGCCUGGGCUGCCUUAUGCUUUCUGAGAGAAUUGAAUGGCAAGCCAAUUGUUGUUCGUGUCGUACGUGUGUCUGGGACGAUCAAAAAGGCUGAAUUAGCUGCUAUCGACAGAAAUACUACAGAUAUCCGACUACUUUCUAAUCUAAAUGACAUUGUUCAAAAUGCCUAACUACACAAUCCAUGCUUGCUGGCAUAUCUUGUUUCUUUCGGUUUUUAGCAAACAGUAUUUAUUUUUUUUUCCUAAUCAAAACUAGCGAUUCUAGGAAAGCAUCGUUGUUUUAAAAUAAAAAUAGAAAAUAAAAAGAAUCAUAUAAUACAAAGAGUCGAAUUUCAUGUUCUUCUCUACUUUUUGAAGAACUAUGAGACCAAGAAUUCUCGUUUGUUUAUUUGUUUACAUGUAAAAAAAUUGGAUCCAGCCAAAGAGCAGUCACAAAUGUUUCAAGAAUUACUAUAUAUAUUGGAAACUACCCUCCGACUACCAAUAAGGCACUUUUGGUCAUGUUAUAUAGACAUGAAAGUUGCUUUGUUUAUAGAAGGUAAGAACUAUUGAAAACUGCGAAACAUGAAAAUAGCUUCAGAGGAUGCAAGAAAUAUACCCAAAUUUUAUAGCAAGGCAUACGGGGUAGCCGUUUUGGUUGCCUUCUUGCAAUGAUAACAGUUUUGUCAUAGUUACACUGAUGAAGCACAUAUCGCGUUUCUUUUUUUUUUAUUAAAUGGUCACUAACCUAUAUAGAUUGCAAUGAUUGUACAGUAAAAUAAUACUAGUUUUCAAGGAAAAUGAAGUAGAAAAAUAAUGAUUAUCUUUUAUUUUAAUUAUACAG